CUUGGAGUAGGCUACCUUUUUAGUUAGUUCCAGAUGUUAUGAGACCGCACAUUUUCUUAUCAGUGGUUAAACCUCGCCACAAAGUUCUACUCAUGUAACUCCAUAUAUUUGUCCCUGUUGGUGACUUAUGGCGGCCGCCGAAAGUUCUAAGGCCCUAUCUCUUGGAGACAUUUUUGAACAAGGGUUUGUUUUACAUUGUGAGAUAGAAGAUGACGAUGGAUCGAGCACCUCGGAGAUAUUUCAGGUAUUUUUACAUUCAUUCUGAGUUGUAUGAUUAGUGUAUUUUUACAUACUACGUUUGUUUGGAUUUUCAAUUUUGUGCGUUGCGGAAUGAAGUCGUGGACGUUAUUAAAAUUAAGUACAGGGCUACAAUCAAAGUGACGCUAUGAUGAACUCGUAGAUAUAUUGUGCAGAAUAUGACAAGAAUAUGUACUGAUUAUACUAGAAUUCAAUGGUACUGUGUUCCCAAGAAACAGAAUCGAGCCAUUGGCAACUGAAGGGGGUUAGGGCAACCCACUCGGUUAGUAGACCGAAUGAAGAAAAUAAUUAAAUCGAUAUCCCCCUGACAGUAGCUUUAUUCAUUUUGAUAUAUUACUUAUACUACAGUAAUAAAGAAUACUUUGCCUAUGAUAUAUUAACCCUUCAACUCCUAGGAUCUGAAUGUUAAUUCUCCCCUCUAGCUGGUACUAAUUUCCUUGUUAAAUUUGGUGUUAGAUCAAGAUAAAAACCUCUUCCUGAAAAGUCUGAAUAUUCUCAACACCUGUUCGUUGGAUAAUGUAAGGAUGUUAUAGGGAGAUGCUACAAGUAAAUCACUUCUGGGAGUUAAAAGGUUAAUGCAACAAAAUUUGCAUAUUGAAUCUCUGUACCACUACUUCAUAUGCCUCGCAUAUCCACAAGGAAAAAGGUCUGCAGUGAAAUGCCCAGGAAGUACCCUCAACGACAAAGCUGUAAUUUUUAACCUGAGAAGAUUACAACCUACUGUAUUUGAAACUUUUAGUAGUUAACAUUGUGAUCAAUAGAUCUGAGAAGUUGUUUUCAGAUGUGUGAGAAAGUUCCCCAGAGAGGUAUCCUUAAACGCUAAUUUUAUUAAAUUAAUUGAAUUUUGUCUCAUGUUUUAAAAAGGGAAAACAAGUGGGUUCAAAACACAAUGAGGAGCCUUUAAAAACCUUUAUGAGGAAUCAGGAAAUUUUUACACUGUACUGCAUCACACAGAUGACACUUUUAUUUCCCUCCUUUGUGGAGGCUGGUGGUAUUGAGUUAUUUCAUGUGUUCUUGAUGGAUCAACUGAUACUGUUUCAUUCAUUUUUUCUGUGUAGAAGAAGGUCAGCACUGCUGUAGAUCACUUUGUUCGUGCCACAGAAAUAGUCAAUGGUUUGGUUUUGUUCAGUGGAAAUGAAGAGUUGUCUGAGGUUCCAACUUCUGAGUUAAGGUGAGUGUAAGGUUAUGGGGACUGUAUUUGGUGCAGGAGUUUGACUCAUCAGGAGUUGAGAACAGUACAGUUAAUAACUUAGAGCAAGUGGGAACUGAUUGUGAUUAGAGUUAGUGUGAGAUAUGAGUCAGUUAUCUCUAUAGAAUCAAGGCAUUUGAAACUAUUGAACCAUAAAUUUGUUACAAACUCUAACUUGGAUGAUAAUUACAUGUAACUACUACUCACCAAUUUGGAAUUGGCUAAUGGUGGAUAUAUCUGCUGCUAGCCACCAACACUGAGGUGAUAAUGUAGCACAAAAAAAGAUGAAUCUUAUUGAUUUUUUCCUGCAAUGAUUACAAUAUUUUCGGGCACAAAUCCUGUGCUCAUUGCUGGAAUAGAAUAUUAAAUUGCUGGAAUAGUAAAGUAUAUUUGGAGUUUGAAUAGCCAAUCAGAGCAUGCCUUCAAUGCCAUCUUAUCUUUUGGUAUAUACUAAAAAUUAUUAUCAAGACAUUUUUAGGCAGUAAUAAUGAUGCAUUCUCUCCUGUGGUACCAAGAUUUUGCUGUUAUUUUACUACCAAGUGCACAAUGUUAAAUAAAUGCCUUAAUAUUCUUAUUUCCUCAGAUAUCUAUUGUUACCAGCUUUUCUUGGUGACCUGUUUCUGAGGAAGAUUGAAACUGAUAGAAUGACUUUACUUAACAUUGCAAAGGUUUGUUUAUAUGAACCAUACACUGAAUUAUGAAAAAAAAAGAAAAAAGAGAGACUUGCUGACAAAUUCCUUCUUCACAAUUACUGUAUAGCCAUUAAUUCUAUGUGCAUCUUCUCAAAUAAAUAUGAUGAAUCUGUAAUUAUUGUUUCAAGAACAAAGCAAUAUUUCCUACAAAUUACAUUCCAUGUAAUGAAACUUACUAUCAGCACCCUAUAAGCAACUUAUUUAAGACAUUUGCUCAACAAUUGCAAUGGACAGAAUUACCCACAGAUAAAAACUGACCAGUCACAACCCACUUACACCACUUGAUUCUCAGCAAAUAACAUCAUGGCAAAAUGAACUGAUCAGUUUACACAAACCAAAUUUAUAACACUCAACUGACAACAACUUCUCACUUGACCCCGAUUAAAACUCUCAUUAAGUUUGUCAAAAUGUCAGUCACCACAACCAACAAGAGUCCUUCUCAGGAUUUCUCUCACUCAGAAGAUCAAAUUACACGAAUAAACUUAGCACUUUGUGUUUUCUUGCCUUAGGUUUACUUUAUUGACUUUCUUAAAAGAUGUAAAAAUUAUGGAGUAAAAGACAUGGUAAGCAUGAUAAUGUUACGUUUUGAUGUUUACAGUUAUUUUUACUUAAUACAUAACUUUAUUUCUCAGACUGUAAAUAGAGCUCUUUAAAUUUUAAGAAGGAUGUAGAUUGUCAAGUGUUUGCCUUUUAGUCAUGAUAUGUCUUUGAACUAAGCUUGGAAUGAUUUUUAAAAAUAAAAGUUCUCUCUGUCUUGGCACAAGGCUUUGUAUAUUUUUAGGACACUUGCCUUCCUCCUCCACAUUUCAGUAGGAUUAGAUAGCCUGCAGUUUUAUCAGUCAUUUACCUUGAUACAAUAGGGAAAUAAAUACAUGUAGUUUUAGUAUGUACAAUCAUACUAACUCUCCUGUAUACACUGUGUAAGGACCUCUCCAGAUACUAUGAAGAAACAGAUGAACCAAGAGUGGAAGAAAAAAGUAUCAAUCAAAUGGCAAACAGUCGUCAAGAAAAAAUAGCAAGAUACAAGGAACAAAAGGAACAAGAAAAAAGAAUAAAGGUUAAGAAUUCAGUAUUUUUUGUGUAGUAAUGUUGCAUACAAUUCUGGGGAAACUGUGCCAAAUUCCUGCACAAGGCAAGUUACUUUUGGUAUUUAGGGAAUGAAUAACAAUACUUAAUUAUUUUUUAAUAAGAAUUUUCAGUUUACUCUCAAACAAGCAAUGCAAUUUAGAUGCUUAUUAAGAAUUGAAUUCUCAUGGAAUAGAAAAAGGAACAGUAGUUUAUUGAAAUGGGUGUUUUCUCUUUGGUGAUACAGUGAAACUUUUAACAUUUGCUAGUUAUGGAAAUAAAGUAUAAUUGGUCAUCAAUGUUUGCAGGAACUCCAGAAUAUCCUUGGUGAGUCAUCCAGGCCUGUAACAGAUGAAGAUACUCAGGUGAUUGAAUUUACAAUUUAUGAUGCUCUGAUUACACUUUAACCCCCUUAACUCCCACAAGUGACCCAAUUUCUCCUUACAAUAUCAAAUACAAUAUCAAGCAGUCAUUUAGGUGAUGAAAAUAAAGAUAAAUAUCAAUUAGGGGACUGUUUGUUGAUCCAAAUUCUCAGAACUAAAAUCAUACAAAUUGUAUGGUAGACAUCAGGGAAAAUUACUAAAUGAGAUCUUAGGAGUAGAAGGGUUAAGUCUUAAAUAAUUAUCACUCAUUCUAGCUUUUUUUGUCCUUAUUACCUGCUUGUUCAAUUAUGUUUAUUAGGGAGAGUUAACAUAAUCACUUCUUCUAGUUAAGGGAUUAAAACUGCACUCUAACAUUACCUUUCUUUUGUGUGUUUUUUUUUUGUUCUUAUAUUUAAUUUGAAUUUUUUUGUAUUUCACAGAGAAGUUAUUAUGUUCUGCUCUUAAAGUUUUGGAUCAACAAAGUUGUGGAUCAUUUAGCAAGUCUUCAAAGUAAGUCUUGAUUUACAGAUGCAACAACUGACCGCUCAAACAGGCUCCUAAUGGGGCCAUGAAUGGUAGUUUACAGUCCAAAGUAAAGCAUUUUUUAAAAUGUUUCUGGUUCUCAUUACAGGAUUAUUUCCCACAUAAUAGUAAUUUAGUUUUAAUAGUACUUAGCACUAUAUUUGUUGAUAGAGGUGAAAGUGCAGGAAGAGAGUUGUUCUUGCCUUCUGUUUGCCAUCCAUAUCUUGAAAACAUGUGUGCCUAGGUUCUCUUUGAAAUUUUCCCACUUAAGAAAUUAAUAUGAAGAAGUGUAUUUGCAUACCUUGAGUCACUAAUCUCACUGUUUCAGGGUAGUUUAGACAAGAGUAGUGGAGGUUAGACUGUGUUUCUGGCAAUGGAAAUUUAGCUCUUUGAUUAUAUUUGAUGUACACUUAAUUUUGGCCAACAUACAAGUUUAAUUAAAUGCAUGUGUAGGCAACCAGAAAUUAUAAUUACAUUUUUAUGACCUUCACCAAUGCAUGCCUGCUCAAUAGAUGUGUCCAUUUUCUACAGGUUUGUUCGUGUGUUUUUGUGGGAAAAAUUAGCUCUUGUUGAGGGUGAAGUGUGCAGGUUCCUGUUGCUAUUGUAUUGCUGAUCUCUCCUUUGUACUUCUUUGAAAUUCACAGGUGAAGUGGAGAUCUUGAAACACAUGCAGACACUAAAAGGCAGAGAAGAUGACAGACCUGUAACCACAAAGGUUUGUCUGCCAUUGUUGCUUCCUUGUUUAGCUUUAAGUGAAAAACUGAAUUAGGCUGUUCAUCCUUCAUGGCUGGGAAUUGGGUAGAAGGGAUUGCAUUUAGUUUGUUCUAUAACUUCCCCUUUUUCUUGUUGUUGUGCCAUUUGAUGAAUUGAUGUACUGGUAAACAGUAUCUUCCAAAAUAAAUUAUUGUUCAUCUCUUGCCCAACUUUUUCUGAACUAGUUUCAUUCCAGUUUAUGGCCUGUCAAUUGUCUAUUUAUUGCUAGCCUCCACUUGUUGGAGGGAAGCUGUUCUUCCAAAUGAACGUAACUGUAUGAUUAUUAAAAUGGUGUAAAACUUUGAGCAUUCAAAAUUAAAUCGUACUAUGCACAGAUUUUACCAUAACUUUUGCAUAGCUCUUCAGUAUUUGUGGGAAGAUAAAAUCACCCUUCCUUCUUGUUGCUACAAUUAAACUGUAUCAAAUAAUUUUAUUUUAGCCUCAACAGAGCUUUAAACCAAUUCUGAUAACUAGGGAAAUGAUUAGGGUAAGUAAUGUUUUACUGCACUUGCUCUGCUAAUAAAGCUGGUAGAUAAUUCAAGGCUAUGUAAACUAAACUAAUGACCUAAUUACUGCCACUCCAUCAAACUCCACACAUCCUAUGAACACUCCCCUCUAACCUUCAAUCUUCUAAAUAUGCCUCCUUCUGAUGAAUACCUAGAGCCCAAUGAAAGCCAUUCCCCAAGGUUGACAAGGCUAUCAGGGAACCACAUGGCCUCUUGUGCAUUCGUGGUGAAGCAUGAAAAGAGUAUAAUUACAAGUGAUAUCAGUCCAGUCAUUCACAUUCUUGCUGAGUAAAAAGUGGUGUCACACCUGAAGCCUGCAAUAUGUAUUUGUUUCAGACCUUUUAGUUGUAAUUUCAUGCUAAUGAGUGCUUCUUUUACCAUCAGAACAAAGUCUUUGGGGCAGGGUACCCAAGUGUUCCUACCAUGUCACAGGAGGAAUUCCUAGAAAAAGAAAUUCUUGAGGGAAAAGUUGUGUUAGAUUACAAAGAGUGAGUCAUGUCUUUUGUUUGUCAUUGUUUACAACAAAUUUCAUGGGAAAGUUCUCCUAGAUUUCACACUGUAGGCCUCUAGGUUAGAUUUACAGUAUUAUGGUUCUCUAGCUUCCUUCAAUUUGGUCAAGUUCUUGUUAAUUUUUUUUUCCUCCUGCAGCUAACUUUAGCUAUGGCUUUUGAUGUACUGUGCCAAUGAUACAGUUGAAAGUUUUUAGUUUCCUAACAGAAACCUCUCCCUUGCUCACCCAUGAGUGAAAACUAAUUAUCAUCAGUUCCCAAUUUGGUGCUACUAGACAAGCAUCUAGCCAGCCCCUCACAAUAAUUUUUGAAGCCUUCAAGACCCUCAAGUGACAGAGUCAAUAGUAGCUAGAAUUCUCAGAGAAUUUCCAAUAAAACCACGUAAAACCAUGUAAUGACCUAAAUCUUGUUAAGAAAUCUUCCUGGAAAGUGCUUUGGAUUUCUGCUCUCAGAUUUAAACUUUCUUAACUGUUUCCUUCCUCAUUGUUGUUGUUACUAAGAACAUAGAUCUAAAGUUGAAAUACUAUUUCUGUGUGGUCCAGGGACCAAAUGAAGAAUAAGGGCAAGACAAGUGAUGAUGAAUCUGAAAGUGAAGAUGACCCUGUUAAGCUUCAGAAGAAAAGAGACUGGGAUGAGUGGAAAGAUGGUGAGUCUGUUGACCACUUAGCAAGUUAAAAGCUAAUUUGAAUCUAAAAACCUGUUUUCAAUUAGGAAACACAGGAAAAUAAUCAGUUAUCAAAAGGUGAACCACAACUUAACUUCAAGUUGUUAAUUUUAACUUCACACUAUGAUAGUAAAUAAUACUUUUUUUCAGACCACCGCCGUGGAUGGGGCAAUAGGGAGAAUAUGGGAUGAAGUGAUGGCAACAGAGGGCAGCAGAAGGCUCCCUUUUACCAGAGGCCUUCUCCUUGGUAUGCUUACCUUGAGCAAGAAGUGAGGGUAGCACCUGCUUAAGAUCAAGAUCUACUGGAAAAACCAAAUGAGAACCUUCUUAAGAGGAAGGUGGACUGCAUUUAACUGAAUCAGCCUGAGAAAGAGAAGUAAGAACUAAGUUUGUGAGAUUAUCCUCAAGGGAAGCCAUGCACACUGUAAUUCAAAAGACAGGCAGCAACAACCAAGAAUACAAGGAAGAAUAAUUAUUGUUCUUAGAUCGUUUGAACUAAAAGAUGCAACCCAUAAUUUGUUAUCAGCUUUUAAAUUUUUCAAGUAGAGAAAUCCACUUUAGCCAUUGAUGUGAUCUUGGCCAAAUAAAUAACAUACCCACAGACACAUCAAGUUCCAGCAUCAUAAGGUGAUUCAUUCUCAAAAUAAAUGUUCCUUUGCAAAGCUAUUUUUGUUUCCACAAAUACUACUUCUCUUCAAAUGUAACCAGUCCACCUCAGUUAAAUUUUCCAAUUUUUGUACAGCAAAACCAUCAAACUGCUUGUUUUUCCAGUUAUAAAUUGAAAAUGAUUUAGAAUAUGGCAACCCCAAAACCUUAGCACACAAGCCAUUGGUGAGUGGAAUAGUUAUGCUCUCACCUUAUGAUUUGUAAGGAAGGCCCACCCAGGAGUAAAUUUUGUGGAGACAUAUUGCUCCUUCAUGUAACUGGGACAUACUUAUGAGUAUGCUGCUUGAGACAUGUUGCUGGGACAUGAAUCAGGGACAGAGCAGAAGUAACUGUAGCAAGGACAUUUUGUGGUAAACAGUCCAGUUUUGGCACAUCAGUGUUAAGCUCCACAAUGUCCUUGCCACAUGUCCCCUACACAAAGGGAAAUUCACAGGAAAGUAACAUGGAAAGUAUCAAAUUUUUCUAGGCUGCACUCAGUUGUAAAAAAUUUUUAAAACUUAUUUUCAAUUUGCCAAGAUCAGUUUUUGUCUUAGUUAAUCCACUUAGACAAUCAGAGUGACAUUUUACAAGUUACUUUCAGAGGUAAGCAAACAGUGCAGCUUAUAUGGGUGUUACUCCCCUACACAAGCUUCAAAAUUAUGUGUCACCCCAAAAAUUAUGAUUUAGGAUGGUUCAGGUAUGAAAUUAAACGUCUUUCACCAUUAUGGUAUUGAAACACAUGUGGUAUUCAAGAAUAUCCUUUAAGGAUAUUUUUUUUCAGCUUAAAAUAAAGAGUAGAGGUAAAGAAGAAGCCAAAAUAUUUUUUGUGCUCUAGAAGGAACUUCAGAUCAAGAUGAGUUCAAAUCUGUUUGAUUUGAAACUUCCAUUUUUCUGUUGAUUUGUGUAGAAUGCGCUCGGGAAAGAAGGAGUCGUGUCUUAGAGUUUACAUCCCUUCUCUCCCCCCAGUGUGUUCCCGAGAGCCUUAGCAAUGGGCAUAGGCUGCUUUUGGAAAAUGUGUAGGGAGAAAUUUUCUAUCAAAGCACCUUCAGAAGAGCUGAUAUCCCAUCAAGGUACCCAAUGUAGAUAUUUACUGGGACUGGAAACAGAUAACUGUAAAAGGGGAAGGAAUUGUUCUAAUUUCAUCAACAUUGAUCCCCCAUCCUCGAUUCCCGAUUUACAAAUUGUUCAGUGCUGACUUUCCAGGAAACACCAUUACUUCCUCGUUAUUUCUUGCUCCAAUCAUUUCGCUAAGCAAGAUUCUGUGUAACCUCAAACAACAUGCAUACAAUUCUUUGAAGAAAGGAAGGAAAACGAUGGCGAAAAGUUUGCCAUUGGGAGUAAUGCAUAGAAAUUGGGAGUAAUGCAUAGAAAGAGUACUGGGAGUAACGAGUGGUUUGGAGAUCUUUCCCAUCACUUUUUUAACGAUGAAAUUUUUCCACACAGUCUUAAGUUCCUCUAUUUCAGUAUCCAACUGAAAGUAAGAAGGGCCAGCAUGCACCACCGUCACUGACUAUACCGUGUAUAUCUGUCGCUUGACUUCGCCUAGCGGUAACAUAUCCAUUCGAAAAUACGUUCUUAACUGCAAUUUUCAUCUGUAUGCUAUAUGCGUGGCUCAUUAACCAAGAGCACAAGCACAGGGUCACUUCGAUCACUCUUAAAAUGGCAUUAUGGGGUUGUUUUAAAGCAUGACUAAACUGAAUGACUAAACCCCGGCUGAAAUUCCGUAGAACCCUUACAAUUCCAAAAGAAAGUAUUACUACCAAAGGCUGGGUAAACUAUUGUUUUCGCUAUUGUAUUAUAACGAGAUAUGAGGUGGAACACGGAAGUUUUGCACUGAACUGGGCUACAUAUCAAUAUGAAAGAGAGCUGGACACUACUCUACCCAGACUCUCUCAGGUAGAGCUUAUUUCCCUUCGUUUUGAGUGUUUUCGUCUAUAUCAGAUCGUUUUCCGUGAAUUGUUAAGUGGAAAAGGUAGCUUCAGUAUGUCGAAGGCUCCUCCAGGUUGGUCAAGCAAACUUUAUUGACUUUAGUUCAAAUUUUAGCAACAAAAGUUAUUCUUGUUGUGCUUUUUGGAAGGACAAAUCUUCUGCUUUCUUUGCUUAUGUCAUACUGCGUAAGCUUUUUAAUUAGCUUAGUUGACAAUAUGCUAACCUUUUUGUCAUUUUCGAACGAAGGUUGAUUGAAGCAUUGAUGCUAGGAGGGAUAAAUCUAGGAGAAAAGGGGAAGGAAUACUGUUGUUCCUUAGGAGUUGAUAGUUACACGUGAUACAAUGAUUGCACGAUACAGAGUCACUAAUUACAUUCUGCCAAUUCAUUUAAUUCAACGAAAGGACGUCAUAGUUAGCAUAACAUGAGAUCUGCUAAUGGCGAAAAAUUCCUGUUUUGUCUACAUGAGAAGAUUUUUUCUGUGAUUUCGAAACAAGCAAUAUGCAAUUCUCCCUAACACAUCAGUAAGUGGUAUGCGUCUAGCAAGGAUUGAGAUCUGAAUAGGUUAGUCUAAGCUUGCUAUAGAACUGUGUACUCGCUCUUAUAAUUCCUCAUAAUGCGUAGAGCGAAAAAUAAGUUUCCACAAAGAUAGAGCUCUUUCAGCUGAAUGACAUACUCCAUUUGCUAAUCAAGUAUUUGGGUUUUUCUGUGAGAAAUGUAGCAAAAGAGGACAUACUUGUUAAUCACUCCUUGUCUGAAUAUAAAAUAGGUUACCAUAGGUAAUGGAAAAUCUUGUAGGGGAAUUCUGUGUAAUAGCUGUUGAACUCUCUCAUCUCUGAAGGUAAUCAAAACCCCAAGUAACAACUAGUACUCUUUGUAUCGAGACUGUCUCAAAAUAUCUAUGUACAAAUGAUCUACUGUAUAGCUUCUUUUCUAUGUAAUUUGAUAUGGCAAAAGAUUUGAAAAUAUUAAAUUUCCUUCCUUGUUAAGAUUUUAUUCUUUGGGUAGAAAUUUCCUAAAACUACCUUCUAGAGGUAGAAUUUUCAGUGUUCUCUGACUGCUAAUGAUUGUUCCUUGGAAAAACAUACAAAAAAAUUGCCAUUCUAAAAUGUGAAAUGCUGUAAAAUUUCUAUGCUGUAUAUACAGUAAUGUGCAUUCUUAAAAGUUCAGUAAUUUAGGCCAAGCAAAGUUAUCAACUUUAAACAUGCUUGUAGAAAUUUUAAUACUUUCAUAGGAAGCUAAUAUUCUCACACCAAACACUGUCAUUUCAUUUGCACCACUUACAUAUAAUUAGAGGUCCAUUUUCAUAAAAUUAACAAAGAAAAAACUUAUUUACAUAUUUACUUAAAAAAAGACAGCUGCAACAACUGUUAUAUAUUAAUUGUUAAGUUUGUGAAUUGGCAUUCUACCAGUUUAAGGUCACCUUUGUACAGGUUGAUGUAACUCACUAAGGACCCUCCAUUCCACAGUAAAUGUCUUUUUGCAUUUACUUAAUAAGAACCUUGUAUCCAGUUAAGUGUACUGCAAAAAGGUGCAGCUUAUCUUGAAUUUAGGAAAUAAAUGAAGGAUAACAAACUGUCAAACUUCCUUCUUAAAUUCUCUUUUUGUUUUGAUGGCAGGAAUGGCUUUGUAGAGGUAUCCUAAAAACCAAAAUAUCCUAAAGCAGUUUGAAUGAAUCUGUGAAAAUGUAUAUUUCUAAUCUCUAAUAGAAAAGACAAAUCACAAAAUAGUUCAUAAAAAAUUCCCAUCCAAAUACUGUAAAUGGCAAAUAUAAGGAUUUUUUUCCCUAUAAUUUGGUAGGUUCAUACCCAAAGCAGGGUGCAGGAUACCCAACUCAGCAGCCAGCAUACCCAACCCAACCUCAGCCCAUGCAGUAUCCACUGCAGGGACAGUUUGCAAGUGCUGCUGCAGGUGGACAAAUGUAUGGUGUCCCACCUCCUCCAUACAGCGAAAUGCCAAUAUCAGGACAUGCCCCCCAACAAGCUCCUAGUGGAAUGUACAAUGUAAGUUGACAGUCAAUGGUAAUUAUAAUACCUACCAAUGUUAAACACCUAUGAAAAUUAGGUUUUUGAAACCUAAUAUUGUAAGGUUGAGUUCUGGGGUAGAGUUGACUUUGUUUACUCCAUGAUAUGUAUUUUUCGUGCUUUGGUGAUCUGUUAAGUUUCCUUGAGGUGAAGUUUAGUGCCUUCCAUUAUGUUAUUUCAUGUUGCACUACCCUCAUUAAGUGUUAACAUUUUGAAGCAAGAAUUUUUUGGAUGUUUAUCAUCAUCCCUGAGCCUGUCAGACCUUGUGGUGACAUAAAAUUCUGGUCUAUACAGCUGUGAACUCCAAACCACGAGUUUUUCAAUUGUAAAACUGUAAGCUUAAGUGUUACGUACAUCACAAGGAACCGGAAAAUGGAUUUAACCUCACUCCUUUGAAGCUAAACAUGAUCUUGUUGACGUUGAGUAUUUUACUAGACUGAUAAUUACAUUGAUGCAGCAGGGUUGGCCAGGUUUCUCUAAAUCAUUAAUAAAUUAACAUCUAAAUAUUUAAUAUAUUAACAUCUAAAUAUUUAAUAUAUUAACAUCUAAAUAUUUAAUGAAUUAACAUUUAAAUAAUAAAUUGGUCUUGAAGAUGCAUAGUUAACUUAUCAACAAUUCUUAGGAAUUUGAAGAAAGGAAAUAGGUGAACAUGAAAUAGUUGGGAAACUUUUCUUAUAUUUUUUAGUUAAGCAAUAUGUAGAAGAAGGUCUGACGUAGAAGUCUGUUAUGAGAAAUUACCAUAUAUGUGUUACAAUGAUAUCAAGAUUGCCACCAGUACAUUAUAUAUGAUGUGAUUUAAAUUUUCCCUUGUUUUAAAUUUUUGAAACCAAUUUGACUUUUAACAUCUCUUGUUUUAGAUUUCAGUAUCAUAUCAAACCUGUAUUAAGCAGCACCAUGUUAGGCAGUCACCCUGCAUCAAGCAGUGGUUGUUUAAGCCAUGAAAUUGUUUCCCUUUUAGUACUGUAAUAUUCACCUCUAUUAAGCAGUCAGGCCUAUUAAGGGGUUGUGGUCACUCAUACUUAGUCCUAGAGGUGGUUUGUAUUGUUCUCCACCGGUAUAAAACAGUAGAAUAAUCUUUCAAGUAAAAUUUGAUCCAUCUUUAUCUCCUAAAAUCUGUGUAAGUAGUAUUUUUGAGCAAGUUUUUAUAAAUUAAGUAAUCAAUUAUGGCAAAACAUGGAGAUUUCCACAAUUUUUUAUAAUACUCCUAUUCUGUGGAAUCUGUAUCAAGCGGUCAACCUGUAUUAAGUAGGCUCAUUGUCAUUCCCCAUGGCCAACUGCUUAAUACAGUUUUGAAUAAAAGAAAAACAAAAAUAAAAUUGAAUUUGGUCUUCAAAAUUUUAAAUCAAGGAAAGGUUCAAACCAAAAUAUACACAGUAGAUAAAAAAUAGCAUACACUUUGGUGUAGACUUGGUUAAUAGAGUUUAAUAGACUUUUGGUUGUAUCCUCACUGAUUUUGUUUUAUUUAUCUUAUGAAGCCUCAACUGCAGAUGCAGCAGUAUCCUGGUAUGACUGCUGGAGGACACUAUCUCAGGCAACAGUAUCCUGUGGGACAAUACCCUGCACAGGGUCCCCCACAACAACUGGUCCAUGGUGCCUUUGACCCAGGUGCAAGGUUUGGACCUGGAUCAUCAGUGAAUAUUCCA
Messenger RNA from Pocillopora meandrina, 12758 nucleotides. The record is from the annotation of a GenBank genome assembly. Lineage: Eukaryota; Metazoa; Cnidaria; Anthozoa; Scleractinia; Pocilloporidae.